UUUUUACUGGAAACCUGGAUUUAAUGAAGUCUAAAAUCCGUGACUUAAAUGUGAGCUCUUUGUAAAUCUUGCUUGUUGAAUAAUUGACGUCUCUGAGACCAUGGGCCCCCUGCGAGGCCCCUCACUCUCCCUUCUCCUGCUGCUCCUCCUCGUCUCUGCUCAGUGUCGCAAACUCCGCCGGCUAACGCGCAACCACCCGCCCCACCCUCACACCCAGCCCCAGAGCCAGCCCCCCAAACCCAACAUCACGCUGGCCGUUAUCCUGCCACAUAGUAACACCAAGUACCCGUGGGCGUGGCCUCGUAUCGGCGCUGCCAUCGACCGAGCCGUGUGUACAGUGAACUCUGACCCCCGGCUGCUCCCGGGUCACCUACUCACGUACGUGUUCAAGUCAAGUCAAGACAAACACGGGAUCUGCUCCGAGUCCAUGGCGCCUCUGAUGGCGGUGGACCUAAAGCUGGGGUAUGACCCCUGGGCAUUCAUCGGGCCCGGCUGCUCCUACGCUGCGUCGCCAGUCGGGCUGUUCGCUGGGCACUGGGAUGUUCCCAUGGUAACUGCGGGCGCGCCGGCUGUGGCCUUCUACGGCGGUGUGUACCCGUCCAUCACCAAUACCGGGCCCACCCACAAGAAGCUGGGCCGCUUCGCGCUGCGUCUCUGUGAACACUUCGGCUGGAGAGAGCAUGUCAUGCUCGUCUUCAGCGACAACAAGGUGGACGACCGGCCGUGCUACUUCGCCAUCGAAGGACUGUACACAGAACUGCAGGGCAUCAACGUCACUCUGGAGGAGCUGGUGUUUGAAGAGAACAAGACGCCCAUCAACUACUCCAACAUCCUGAGUAACAUAAAGAAUGAAGGACGAGUAAUGUUCAUCUGCUGCAUGCCCGAUGUCUUCAGGAAGUUGAUGGUUGAAUUCCGUUCUGCUGAUCUUCCCCAUGAGCAAUAUGUCUUCUUCUACAUCGAUGUGUUCGGGGAUAGUCUGAAUUCUGACCCCAAAAUGCCCUGGGCCCGAGGAGACGAAGAGGACGUCAUCGCCAAGGACGCAUUUCAGAAUGUGAAGAUUGUGACGUACAGAGAACCGCAGAACUCCGAGUACAGGGACUUCAUCAAGAACCUGAAAGAGGAUGCCCAGAAGAUGUUCAACUACACUGUAGAAGAUACACUGAUGAAUAUUAUUGCUGGAGGGUUUUACGAUGGUCUGAUGCUCUACACUCACGCUCUGAAUGAGUCCCUGACCGAACUUGCCAAAACUGGACCAAACCGGACCCAGAGACUGGAUCAGAUUCAUGGAUUAGGUCUGACCCAUGAACCAGCACGGCCCGGGGGAGAGGAGGUGACCCGGAGGAUGUGGAACCGCACCUACUACGGAGUGACCGGAACUCUGCAUCUGGAUGAGAACGGAGAUCGAGAGACCGACUUCGCCCUGUGGGAUUUGAGCGACACCAACUCCUCUGUGUAUCAGAUCGUGAUGGUCUUCACUGGGUCAGACGAGUCUCUGGCUCUUGUCCCAGGAACUCAGCUGCACUGGCUCUCAGGGGCCCCCCCACGAGAUGUCCCCCUGUGUGGAUUUAAGAAUGACAACCCCCUCUGCCUAGCCAAGACGAUCACGAUCCAUCAACUUGUGUCUAUCAUCCUCUUCUUCAUCUUCACCAUGGUCCUCACCGUCACAGUCUUCAUCUACAGGAGAAUGAAGCUGGAAAAGGAGCUGGUGGCUCAGCUGUGGAGGAUUCACUGGGAGGAUAUCCACAUGAGUAACCUGGCCAAAGUCCUGAGGAGUGGCAGCCGCAUCACCCUCUCUCUGAGAGGCUCAAAUUACGGCUCUCUGAUGACGGGGGAUGGGAACCUGCAGGUGUUUGCCAAGACUGGAUACUACAAGGGAAACAUUGUGGCGAUCAAAUACACAAACAGGAAGCGAGUGGAGCUGAACAGGAAGGUGCUUUUUGAGCUCAAGCAUAUGAGGGAUGUUCAGAAUGAGCAUCUGACACGUUUCAUCGGUGCCUGCAUAGACCCUCCAAACAUCUGUAUCAUCACGGAGUACUGCCCCCGCGGGAGCCUGCAGGACAUUUUGGAGAAUGACAGCAUCACUCUAGACUGGAUGUUCAAGUAUUCACUCAUCAACGACAUCGUCAAGGGCAUGCUGUUUCUCCAUAACAGUGUGAUAGUGUCCCAUGGAAAGCUGAAGUCGUCUAACUGUGUGGUAGACAAUCGUUUCGUCCUGAAGAUCACAGACUACGGCCUGUCCAGUUUCAGAGUGGACAGUGAGACCGGGAAGGAUGCCCAUGCAUACUAUGCGCAACGGUUGUGGAUGGCCCCUGAGCUGCUCCGCCUCGAGGCUCCUCCUCCUCAGGGCACACAGAAGGCAGACGUCUUCAGCUUCGGCAUCGUGCUUCAGGAGGUAGCGCUACGACGAGGAGCCUUCUAUAUCCAAGAAGACCCACUCAGCCCCAAAGAGAUCGUGGAUCGUGUGGUACUCGGGGAGUGGCCCUGCCUCAGGCCCACAGUUGACCCUCAGGUCCACAGUCCUGAGCUGGGUACUCUUAUGACCCGCUGCUGGGCUGAAGAACCAACUGAGAGACCGGAUUUCAGCCAGAUCCAAGUCCUGCUCCGCAAACAGAACAAGGAGUCCCGGACUAACAUCUUGGAUAACCUGCUCUCUCGGAUGGAGCAGUAUGCCAAUAACCUGGAGGAGUUGGUGGAGGAGCGGACUCAGGCGUACCAUGAAGAGAAACGCAAGGCUGAAGCUCUACUGUACCAGAUACUACCACAUUCUGUGGCAGAGCAGCUGAAACGUGGAGAGACGGUUCAGGCUGAGGCCUUCGACUCUGUGACUAUUUACUUCAGUGACAUAGUGGGAUUCACUGCAAUCUCUGCAGAGAGCACCCCCAUGGAGGUUGUGACUCUUUUGAAUGACCUCUACACAUGUUUUGAUGCCAUCAUCGACAACUUUGAUGUUUACAAGGUGGAGACUAUCGGUGACGCAUACAUGGUGGUCUCAGGAUUACCAGUGCGUAAUGGUAAACUCCAUGGCAGAGAGGUGGCUCGGAUGGCACUGGCUCUGCUCGACGCUGUUCACUCGUUCAGGAUUCGACAUCGGCCGGAGCUUCAGCUGAAACUCCGCAUCGGAAUCCACAGUGGUCCGGUGUGUGCCGGAGUAGUCGGACUGAAGAUGCCUCGAUACUGUCUAUUUGGAGACACAGUGAACACAUCAUCACGAAUGGAGUCCACGGGAGAAGCACUGAAGGUCCACGUUUCUUCUGCUACUCGUGAUGUUCUGAUGGACUUCAACUGUUUUCAGCUAGAGCUCCGAGGAGAGAUCGACAUCAAGGGAAAAGGCAAGAUGACCACGUACUGGCUGCUCGGGGAAUCGGACCCGCAACCUCCCAGUGACUGACCACAAACAGCCGCAGCUAUGGGAAUCCAACCAGCAACCUGCAAUCUCUGUUUCUCUGACCAUCUCCUCUGCAUCCUCUGCUCCAUCUGAUCCUCUAUCCUGCAUCUUCUGCACGUCUGACCCCUUCCUCUGUAUCCUCUCCACUGCAUCCUCUGCUCCAUGUUCCUCUGUAUCUUGUGCUCUAUCUGACCUUUUUACCAUAUAUUUUCAGCUUACUGCGCUGUGGUGACUUUGACUUACGGAUAUACAGUUGAAGCCAGAAGAUUACAUACACUAUAUAAAAAAACACAUGUUUACAUACAGUAAGAUUAUUAUGCCUAUAAACCAUUUGAGUAAACCCAGAUGAUGAUUUCAUAUCUUUGGGAGCUUCUGGUUUAUUGACAACAUUUCAGUUAAUUAGAGACACACCUGUGGAUGUAUUUAGAGACAAACCUGAAACACACUGCUUCUUUGUGAAACAAAAGGAAUCAGCCAAGGUAUUAGGAGAAUUGUGGACUUACACAAGUCUGGUCUAUUCCUGGGUGCAAUUUCCAGACGCCCGAAGGUGUCACGUUCAUCUGUUCAAACUAUUAUACACAAGUAUGAGGACCAUGGGAAUGUCCAGCCAUCAUACCGCUCAGGAAGGAGACGGGUUCUGUGUCCCAAAAAAGAAUGUGCUUUGGUCCAAAAUGUGCAAAUCAACUCAAGAACAAAAGCAAAAGAUCUUGUGAAGAUACUGGCUGGAGCUGGUAAGAGUGUGUCAUUAUCCACAGUGAAACAAGAACUGUACCAACCUGGACUGAAAGUCCACUCUGCCAGGAAGAAGCCAGUACUCCAAAAGAAACAUAAAAAGUCAGAUUACAGUUUGUAAAUGCACACAGUGACAAAGACCUUAAUUUAUGGAGACAUGUCCUGUGGUCAGACAUAACUAAAAUUGAAAUAUUUGGCCUUAAUGAGUAUUGUUACAUUUGGAAAUGGGGGAAGUUUGCAAGCCUAAGAACACCAUCCACUGUGAAAUAUGGGGGUGGCAGCAUUAUGUUGUGGGGUUGUUUUGCUGCAAGAGGGACUGGUGCACUUCACAAAAUAGAUGACAUCAUGAGGAAAGAACAUUAUGUGGAAAUACUGAAGAAACAUCUUAAGACAUCAGUCAGGAAGUUAAAGCUUAGGCUCAAAUGGGUCUUCCAAAUGGACAAUGACCCGAAGCACACUGCCAAAAAGUGGCUUAAGGGUAACAAAGCCACUUUUUGACUUUGUUACCAUUAAGCCACUCCAAUGUUUUGGAGUGGCCAUUACAAAGCCCUGAUCUAUUGAAAAUUUAUGGGCAGACAAAAAAAAUGCCUCUCUCAUUAUUCUGGCAUUUAGCAAAUACAAAUAAUUUUGAUAAUCCUAAUUUACCUAAAACAGCUAAAGUUUAGUCCGAUUUUAUGUCAGACAGUGACAAAAAAAAGUGUAUCUGUCUUUUUAUAAAGUGUAUGUAAACUUCUGUUUUCAACUGUAUGAUAGUAAUAAUCUUACCUAAAAUCUACUGACAUUAAAACUAAGACUUUUGAAAAAGCGAUGGGCCCACCAAAAAGCAACACUAUAUUACGGUCACAUGGUACAAUGACUAAACAAAGGAUUUACAGAAAAAGUAAAUCCAAAGACAGACACCAGCAGAAGGAUACAGCUACAUUGUGGUUCUCACAUUGGGUCAAAAAAAAGGAUUUUUCAUAUUUCCUCGUGGGAUUCUUGGUACAGUUUUGUGAAUCCUGGAGACAGACUGAACCAGGACUGAACCAGGAUUGAACCAGGACUUUUGGAUUCUGUGAAAGACUUUAUGUUCUGUGGUAGAAGACUAUUGAAUGACACAGAAGCAGAUAUUUUUCUAUAGACCUAAUACAGUGUUAAAUGUCGACUGUAAAAUAUGUAGAAAGUAGAAGCUCUAAAUAAACUUAUGUUGG
Periophthalmus magnuspinnatus is the source of this 5307-nucleotide messenger RNA. RefSeq names its product atrial natriuretic peptide receptor 1-like. Gene Ontology annotation, biological process: cGMP biosynthetic process; protein phosphorylation; receptor guanylyl cyclase signaling pathway. Bases 101 to 3388 code for a protein of 1095 amino acids. Lineage: Eukaryota; Metazoa; Chordata; Actinopteri; Gobiiformes; Gobiidae. The record is from RefSeq and is a predicted model, not a curated record. The transcript is spliced from 22 exons. Gene Ontology annotation, molecular function: protein kinase activity; peptide receptor activity; guanylate cyclase activity. Gene Ontology annotation, cellular component: membrane.